AGCGAUGAGUAAUGAAGAGGUGGUCGUUCUGAGCGUGGGAGGUGUGAGAUAUGUAACCCGGGCUUCUACACUGCAGCAGUUCCCUGAGUCCAGGCUGGCACGGAUGUUGAACCACGAUGAGCCGGAAUUCAAACUGGUGAAUGGAGAAUUUUUUGUGGACAGAGAUGGAGCUUUGUUUAGUUACAUCAUGGACUUCUUGAGGACUCUACAGGUCUCCUUACCAACUGAUUUCUCAGACUAUCAGAGGCUGCGGAGAGAAGCAGAAUUCUAUGGACUCCACCCCCUGGCUGACCUCUUGAGCCAGGAACACUUGCUGAAGCCGAGGCUGGAGAUCUUGGAAGUGCGUUUUUCUCUCCAAGAAAUGCAGGCCUUUUUCCGGGUCUUUGGUUCCUGCAGUACCACUGUGGAGGCACUAGCUGAGCAGGUCACUGUGUUUACAGGGCAGCAGCCAGGACAGAGCUGGAGCAGCCCUUUUCCUUCUCAGCAAACACUCGUUCCACUUCCUUUGGAAAGACCUUCUCAUCACGACAUGGUUUUUCAGUGUGGUACUGAGUACUCUGCUGGGGACCAGUUUGUGGCCAGGUAUGUUUCCAUAAAGCCUGAUAAUAGGAAGCUGAUUAAUGGUACUAAUGUGCUAGGCCUGCUGUUUGACACUUUACUCAAAGAUGGAUUUCGCCUCAUAAGUGCCAGGACAGUCUCCAGUGAAGAAAAGGUUGAAUGCUACAGUUUUGAAAGGAUGAAGAGGCCAGCAGGCCUUACUGUCAUGGUGAACCAACCCUCGGGGAGCUCUGGGGUAGCAAAGGCAAGGGGAGGCCAAAAGCAGAAAGGGAAAUAAAGGCUUUUCCUUUCAUCUUUUAAAGGUGGAAGAGGGGUGUGUCAGCACUAGUGGCCUUUUUUUGUUGGCUUGUUUGAAACUGCAACUAUUGAGGGAAGUAACAAACAAGCAAUUUUUUUUUUUUCCAAGUACUUGGAAAAAAAUUGCUUUCCUGCCUUUUACUGCUCCACCCUCUUCAACUUUAAAUAAAAGAACCACAGAUUCAAUGCUGGGUUUGUGGACCAGAUUCCAGCAUUUUCAAGGGUUGUUUUUGUUUUUCUCUGUGGCUAAGAUUUAUAUGGGGACUCACAAAGCAUCAGCCAUUUCUUCUGGAAAAUCAUUUUUAUACUCUGUGCUAAUCUGUAAGUAGAUUUUAAAAACAUUGUAAUACAUGAAGAAACAACAGCUUGACACAACUGUCAUCCCAACAGUUUGGAGAAGUGGCUGGAGGAGGAAUUCAAACCUCAACGAUUGAUGAUUGCUUCUCCUUCUCACUGAAUCUCUUGCAGUUAGCUGAGAGCAGCUAAUUGCUCUAACGGGAAGAUCCGGAGCAGUGCUGCUGUGUGGCUUUGUGAAGCCAUCACCAGGCUCUGUGAAAUAACACAUUACUGUCUCUUGUAGAAUACUCCUCUGUCCUCCUCCCACUCUGAAGGCAUUAAGCUGUUCUUCAGUGCUGAGAAUUAAAUGAUAAAGGUCUUUGUGAGCAAAGGGUCAGCUAAUUUCUAGAGAUUUAACUAUAAAAAGGAUGAAAAUGCGACAAACAGUCCUUCAGAUGGAAGAGUUAGUACAGUUUUAAUCAAAAUAGUACAAAGGACUUCUUAAUGCUUGUUAAGUGCAGCACAGUUAGAAGGAAGGCUUGGCAGCAGUGGCUUUUAAAAAGCCUUGGGAAUGUUAGCCCUGUACAAAGGUUUGUAAAAAUGCGAAAAUUAGCUCAGGUACUGGGAGAGGUAAGUUAACGAGACUUUAUAAAUUAUCUUUUGCCCUCCCUUCAAGGCAGGGAAAGAAGAUAGCAAUAACUUCAGGGAUCACUUAUUUGCAUCUGGCUUUUGUUGUUGAUAAAACACCAUCUUUCCAGAACUACAAACAACCCAGUAGAGCUUGUUUGGGCCUUCUUGGCUGACCAUAGAAUCAUAGAAUAUGCUGAGUUUGAAGGGACCCGUCAGGGUUGUCAAGUUCAACUCCUGGGACUGUGCAGGACACCCCAAGUAUCCCACCAUUUGGACAGCACUGUCCAAAUGCUUCUGCCUGCAGAACUCUGUCAGGCUUGAUGCUGUGACCACUGCCUUGGAGAGCCUGUUCCAGUGCCCAACCACCCUCUGGGUGAAGAACCUUUUCCUAAUAUUUAACCUAACUCCCUUGACACAACUUUGGGCCAUUCCUUCAGGUCCUGUCCUUGGUCACUACAGAGAAGAGAUCAGUGCCUGCCCCUCCUCUUCCCCUCACAAGGAAGUUGUAACUGCAGUGAGGUCUCCCCUCAGUCUCCUCUUUUCCAGGCUGAGCAGACCAAAUGACCUCAACUGCUCCUCACACGGCUUCCCCUAAAGGCCCUUCACCAUCUUCAUUGCCCUCUUUUGGACACUCUCUAACAUCUUAAUAUCUUUUCCUCUUUGCUUGUUCUAGAACUUUUUGUGUUGAGAAUAAUGUGAUUAUGGGACUACAUCUCUUAAGCUGCUUACAGGUUAUAUAUAAUGUAAUAAAUUUUGAGGAAUGUAAGAGUGAAUGCUUUCACGUCAAUUUUUUUUUUUUUUUUUUGUCAAUCAUGUCACUAUGUUCAUAUUUGUCUUGAAGUAAGACAUUUCUUACCAUGAGAACCAUCAUUCACAGAUGA
Molecule: messenger RNA, 2642 nt
Organism: Myiozetetes cayanensis
Lineage: Eukaryota; Metazoa; Chordata; Aves; Passeriformes; Tyrannidae
Gene: KCNRG
Product: potassium channel regulator
Exons: 2
Coding region: 5-835 (276 amino acids)
Biological process (GO): negative regulation of delayed rectifier potassium channel activity; protein homooligomerization
Cellular component (GO): endoplasmic reticulum
Molecular function (GO): protein binding
Source: RefSeq, a predicted model, not a curated record